GUCGUGAGUCAUCACAAGAGAUGGGGUUUGGGCCAUUGCUGUUUGUUGUAUUGCUGAUUAGCCCGUACGUUGUUUGUGGUUUGCAUGGUCAACGUGCAAAGGAUGGGAGUGUGAUUGAUCACCACAACGGUACGAGUUCUGAAAAGAAGCUGCCACAUGGCUUGCAUGUUGAAACAGGACGCGAGCAAGAAAACAAUGCAACUUCAGGUAAUCAAGUUAUGGAAGCAAAUGGCAAUCAGGUUGCGCACUAUGGAGGUAGUGGAGGAGGAGGGGGUGGUGGCGGUGGCGGUGGCGGUGGAGGUGGAGGUGGAGGCGGUGGAAGUGGUAGUGGUAGUGGUGGAGGGAGAGGUGGUGGAAGGAGGAAAAGGAGAGGAAAACAUACAUGCGGUAGAAGGGGAGGAAGUGGCGGAGGAGGAGCUGGCAGCGGCGGUGGUGGAGGUGGGGGUGGGGGUGGAGGAGGAGGCGGUGGUGGUGGAAAUGGUGGAGGCCAUGGUUGGGGAAGUGGGAGUGGUGGUGGCGGCGGUGGUGGCGGCGGCGGUGGUGGAGGAGGGGGUGGAGGAGAAGGUUGGGGAUGGGGAGGUGGAGGAGGAGGAAACCAAGGUGGGUGUUGGGGCUGGGGAUGUGGUGGAAAUCAUCCUCCUCCAAGUAAAUGAGCCCUAAAACUGGAUUUGGCAUUUGCAAGCGCCCAAGCAAUGUGUGCCAUAUGUUGUUUGAUCCGGUGACACGUACUACUAUUUCUUUUCUUUUACUACAAAUAAGUGUUUUUAACUAAUUCGGUGCGUUUGAUUUCUUGUUUGUGAAACAAUCCAUUUUGGCAUUGUUGAAAAAAAAGACAAAAAGAAGGAAGAUCCCUUUUCUUUUUGGUGAUUCCAUUGUAGAAUGAAUGAGAAUAAAAUGUAUUCGAGUCUUGGUAAGAGUGAAUUGGUUUCGUGGCAAGGAAAAAGGGUAAAUUGCAGUUGUUAGCCUGCCGCCUUCAGCUUGUGAAUUUCCCCACUUUAUAUCAGUAGCAGCACUGUACUCUUUUAAUAGAAACCCUCCUAUGUUUUGCA
Messenger RNA from Coffea arabica (coffee), 1049 nucleotides. Lineage: Eukaryota; Viridiplantae; Streptophyta; Magnoliopsida; Gentianales; Rubiaceae. The record is from RefSeq and is a predicted model, not a curated record.